Messenger RNA from Enterobius vermicularis (human pinworm), 1407 nucleotides. The record is from the annotation of a GenBank genome assembly. NCBI's taxonomy places the organism in Eukaryota, Metazoa, Nematoda, Chromadorea, Rhabditida, Oxyuridae.
AUGGACGAAGGGAUGGAAACUGCAAGUAAAGCAUCAGUGAUAUAUAACGCAUCAGGCAAAGGAUCGCCAUCGUCAGACCCAGAAGCACAACAACCACAACAGCAACUGCUACAGCUAUGUGUUGUUUGCGGCGAUGUCAGUGAUGGACCGCAUUUUGGAGCUGUAGCAUGCCGAGCCUGCGCAGCUUUCUUUAGGCGCACAGUUUCGUUGAAGCUCGAAUAUACUUGUCGAGCUAAUUCAAACUGUCAGAUAGACAAGUGUGGGUUUGUGAUCAUUGUUUCUUGCUCCAAAAUGACUGUGCAACUUCCGCGUGACGGUAUCGGUAAGCACACUAAUGUUACUAAAAAUCGAAAAGAACGAAGCCACAUGAAGAAACCGUCCGAUGGAGAAUAUAUAAAUUUGACUAGGCAUGCUGAUCAGAUAUUCCCCAACGAUGAAAGACCACAUUAUCCAACUAAGCUGUCUCUCGCAGAAUUAUGCCCUGCACAUCAUGUAGAUGAAAGUGAAUUAGCUUAUUUGUGCAAAAUGUCUGAGGGUUACCAUCACUUUUUAGCUAUUCGUCGUGCAACACAGUCAUUAAACGGCGGUGGCAAUGUUUUCAACGCAUUUUGCUCUACUGGGGAACCACAAAUGACAAAUUAUGAUGAAGCCAAAAGGUGUUGUAAGAUGGAGUCGCAUAUACUGACGGAUAUUGUAAACGAAUAUUUUCCUCCAUUCAAUGAAUUACCUGUUUCAGAUAAAAUAACCGUUUUCAAAAACUUCUACAGUUAUUUUGCAUAUGCUGCAAGAUCGUUUGCGACUUAUGAAACAUUUGGAAAAGAUGAUGACGAAGACGACCGCAUUCUGAUGCAUGAAGGUGGUUUUAUUAAAUUAAGUGAAUUGGAAAAGUUUUACGAGAAUACUGUUAAAUGUACAGCCGAUCCAAAGGAUGCUGCCAGGAUAUUUCUUCCUGCGCAGCGUUACAUUUUGGAAGUUGUUGUAUCACAUAUGAGACGAAUCAAAAUGGUUGAAGCGGAAUUUCUAGCACUUACUGGAAUGCUGCUAUGGAAUGACUGUUUGUCUUUUUUUAGUUUUCGCCUUGGCAGUUUUGAACUGUUUCAUAAAAAAACCACUCUUAACAAUGCGGAAGAACCUAUAGAAAGGCAUAUUUCUCUCAAAAAACUUGUGUUGUGUUCGUCAGUUGCGAGAAGCUUAUUUGAAUGUUUGCUUCAGCUCUACAAUUUUCCCGGCCAUCUCUUCGCACAAGGCAUAAUCGGUCUGGAAGCAGUGAACCGAAUUACCAAUAUUAUGCUUUUGUUACCGAAGAUUCAGAAAGCUACCUGGGAUAUGAACCUAAAUUUCGAAAUGGCUGCAAUCUUCAACAUCUUUGAAGCUGAUGAGUGUUGUAAGGACUUCUCGCUUCAAUAA